GAUUAAUCAAUGGAAGAUAAUCAAUGGAAGUUAUCAGUGGUGUUUUUCUCUGUGCUCUGCCUCCCUGGAGAUUAGAUGUGAUCAUGGUAGAGGCUGUCGUAUUGCUUGACUAUUGAUUUGAUUAGGCAGACUAUGUAGGCCACAGCAUACUGGCGACACACACUAACACACGCAUGCCCACACACCCUCUUAAUGACAUCGUCUCAACCCUGUCAAACUUGCCAAUAUGCCUCAGGAAAAGAGAGAGAAUGGAGAGGGAAGGGAAUAUCUAUCUCUCCUCUAUCUCUCCAUCCCUGUGAUAAGUGAGGGAAAGAAGGACAGAUUAAAUAAGAAGCGAUAAGGUGAGAAGUCUUUGCCAAGGCCCCACCCACUUUCUUAAAAAAGUACCAAUCAAAUGGCAGGGAACUUAGUUUACCUUCUACACUCCAGACGGUGGAAGAACUGAAUGUGACAGAGGAAUAUGAAAAAGAGAGAGGAAGAGAAGGGUAGGGAGACCGAGGCAGACAAGAAGUGGUAAAGGAAUAGAAAUAGUGUUAGGAAAAUACAUUGGAACAAAUUAAAGGGAGACAGAGAAAAGGGAGGCAGAGGAAAAGAGUUAGAGAGAGAAAGAGGGAGAGAGAAGGACAGUGACAGAGGGAUAGAAAGUGAGGGUUGAAGUAUCCGUCUGUGUGAGUGAGUAACUCCUUGUUGGACAUGGAUGUAGCCAACUACAGUGAGGGACUGGACCCAACGUACAGCACCCUGGGCUUCGAACACGCUGACAUCCUCUAUGGUGGGGGAGACAGUAUGCCAGCGGAGCCGGGCCUGUCCCAGGCAGAUGUAGUGAACGGUAACUGUGCUAUCUGUGGAGACAAAGCUACAGGGAAACACUAUGGAGCCUUCAGCUGUGACGGAUGUAAAGGUUUCUUCAGACGCUCCAUACGCAAGAACCACAUCUACUCCUGCAGGUUUAACCGUCAGUGUGUGGUCGACAAGGACAAGAGGAACCAGUGUCGGUUCUGCAGGCUCCACCAGUGUUUCAGAGCUGGCAUGAAGAAAGAAGCGGUUCAGAAUGAGAGAGAUCGUAUCAGCUCCAGAAGAAGCAUUCAGGACAAUCAGGAUCUCCUACCUAUCACUGUUCUUGCCCAGGCGGAGUCCCUGUCUCAACAUAUCAGUGCAUCCAGUCCCAGGGGUGCAGUAGAUGUGUCGGAACAGAAGUCAGCUGGUGUGGGGGAUGUCUGUGACUCCAUGAGACAACAGCUGCUUGUGUUAGUGGAAUGGGCCAAGUACAUUCCUGCCUUCGGAGAGCUGCCCCUGGACGACCAGGUACACAACCUGACUAGGCUAGGACAGCUACAUGACUACGAAGAAGAGACUGGAACUGGUACACAACCUGACUAGGACAGCUACAUGACUACGAAGAAGAGACUGGAA
Molecule: messenger RNA, 1413 nt
Organism: Salvelinus sp. IW2-2015
Lineage: Eukaryota; Metazoa; Chordata; Actinopteri; Salmoniformes; Salmonidae
Product: hepatocyte nuclear factor 4-gamma
Biological process (GO): anatomical structure development; positive regulation of transcription by RNA polymerase II; cell differentiation
Molecular function (GO): RNA polymerase II cis-regulatory region sequence-specific DNA binding; nuclear receptor activity; zinc ion binding
Source: RefSeq, a predicted model, not a curated record